This is a messenger RNA of Oncorhynchus keta (chum salmon), 1071 nucleotides long. RefSeq names its product kazrin-A-like. Gene Ontology annotation, molecular function: protein binding. Lineage: Eukaryota; Metazoa; Chordata; Actinopteri; Salmoniformes; Salmonidae. Bases 45 to 923 code for a protein of 292 amino acids. The transcript is spliced from 7 exons. The record is from RefSeq and is a predicted model, not a curated record.
AGGUACGGCCUCAACGCUUCAACAUGUAACAAGUGCUGCUGGGGAUGACAGACGAGGACCUGGAGCUGGGACUGGGCAUCAGUAAGCCCAUGCACCGCAGGAAGCUCCGCCUCGCCAUUGAGGACUACAGGGAGGCAGAGGCUGGCCAGGGGCUAUCAAAGGCUGCAGAAAUGGAUCAUCACUGGGUUUCCAAAUCUUGGUUGAGUGACGUCGGGUUGCCACAGUAUUCCCAAGCCUUCCAAAAUCAACUGGUGGAUGGUCGGGUGCUCAACUCCCUCAGCCGACGAGACCUAGAGAGACUCCUGAACGUCACCACAGAGUCCCACCAAAACAGCCUGCUCCUGGCUAUACAGCUCCUGCAACUGAUCAACUUCAACAAAGAGGUGCUGCAGGCUCGCCGGGCCCAGUGUGAGCACCAGCACCAGGACCCUGUAGUUUGGACCUGCCACAGAGUCAUGAAGUGGAUCAGAGACAUAGACCUAAAAGAGUAUGCUGACAGUCUCCAUGGCAGGGGAGUCCAUGGUGCUAUGCUGGCUCUGGACCCCUCCUUUGAUGCAGAUGCCAUGGGCAGGGCCCUGGGAAUCCCCAGCCACAAACACAUGCUCUAUCGGCACCUAUAUGAGGAGAUGAAGGCUCUCGCCAUCCCUGCCAGGCAUAGUAGUGUUGAGCAGGAUUGUGAUACGUCGGGAACCCCACCACAAUCACCUUCUGUUGUUAGCCGCUAUAAUGACGAGAGUGUCUCCAUGAGACGAAGACCAGGCGAGAGUCCUCUAAGGUUCAGCCCAAAGACAGCCAUUGGACGGGGCCUUGGUUACCAUGGCAGCUGUGGAUCUCUGCCCAGAGAGGCGCGGGUGCAGGCUGUGCCCAGGACGAAGGGCAGUCCCAUGCACACCUACAACAGUGUUGAGAUCACCAAUGUCUAAACUAUGCAGCGCCACCAAGGAUUUCAAUGCAGUUCCCAUUUAGCCUGAGGUGGAUACUGGUGGUUGGACUCAGAGUCAACAUAAUACCUGCUUGUUGAGAGUCUAAGUUUUCAUCUUAUUUUUGGGAAUUAAAAUCUUUUUCAACUUU